Molecule: messenger RNA, 1133 nt
Organism: Colossoma macropomum (tambaqui)
Lineage: Eukaryota; Metazoa; Chordata; Actinopteri; Characiformes; Serrasalmidae
Gene: ponzr10
Product: plac8 onzin related protein 10
Exons: 4
Coding region: 292-924 (210 amino acids)
Source: RefSeq, a predicted model, not a curated record
AAACUGGUUCUGCUAAAAGUAAAAUGGCUGGUUUGCUAUAGCUACAGAAAUUAAAAUGAACGUCAGAUUCUCUGCCUAAAACAGCGAUGUUGGAGCAGGAAACACUAAAAUGUUCAGGUCAGGGGAAACUCACAAGGAAGACUGACUAAUUAAUCUUUAUUAAAAUGCAUACUUUGUAUUUUCAUACCUGUCUCCAGAAAAUGGAAGUUAUACAUCCUGGCUUUCUUCAACAUGAUUUUCAAUAAGAAUCAAAACUUUAUGAACUAAGACUGACUUGAGAUUGUAAGUGAUAUGAGCAGUCUUGGACAGCGUAGCCUGUUUGUUGACAUACGGGUUGUGAUGUGCGUUCUUUGCAUUGCUGGUUUGAAAAUUCCACCCAGAAAAAGUCUUAUUGUUUCUGCUCGGCGACACAGUUUCUGUAUUUGCUCUACACAGUUGAUCAUGGCGGCAACGACUAUAGUGGUUCAGCAGGCGCCAAAGGUCGUGCCUCGGAUCACUUCAUGGAGUACUGGAUUGUGCCACUGCUGCCAGGACAUGAGCUCCUGUUGCUAUGCAUUCUGGUGCUGCCCUUGCUUUGCUUGCUCCACGACAGCCAAGUUUGGUGAGAACACCUGUCUUCCUCUGGUGGAUAUUUGUGGCCCAGGAAUAAUGGCGGCUUUUGGGUUGGCCAUUUGUGUGCCACCGGUCACUCUUUCCAUGCGGGUGGCAAUACGCCACAAAUACCAAAUCUCGGGCGACAUUUGUGAGGACAUUGCUAUCUCCUGUUUCUGCAUUUGGUGCUCUUGGUGUCAGAUGAACAGAGAGAUAGAGCACCGCCAAAGGUUCGCCAUGGCCGUCAACGCCCAACAAACGGCCCCCAUCGUCACCACGGCCCCCGUUGUCACCACAGUCCAGCCGACUGCAGUGGUGGUCAGUGCAGUGUAGGUGGCGGAGGUCGUCUUGUCUCGCAGGCUUGCGUUGUCUCUAAUUAUCCAUUAUGCUUCGUGUAUGAUGCACUGUUAUGAGGGUGAAACAGUAAUUUGAGGUUUUAUUUAAGGGCUAUUUGGAAAAAGGGGAGCAGAAAAAUAACAAAAGACUCUUGUAUUCCUGUAAUAAUCCAGUGUUUGUAAAGAUAAUAAACACAUUUAUUUUAA